GAAUCACUUUUAUUACCCUGUUUGAUCGCACCUCCAAUUACUUUGGCUCCGAUGGUUAGCUACAUUUUUAGUUUAGUCAUCGGUUUAAGUUCUUUAGUAUUAUUAACACGUUACGCACGAUUUAAAGUGUUUCCCCGAAUCACUUCCGAAGGUGGUAUCAGCUGUAGGGUACUUGCUGUUUUUUUCUGAAUUUGCUGCAGUAGACUGGAGAUCCUGCCUUGGCCCAGCAAAGAAACCUCCCGGGUGUAAUUGAAAGAUGGCCGGGAAGGGUCUGUUAAAAGCUCUGCAACUGAGCUCGCACGCCUUGGAUCAAGCCGAGGGGCGUGUGUCCCUGCCCGGCGUCUCCUUCGUCUCCUUGCACGACAUCCUGGAGCUGCAGGACCAGCCGGUGAGUGAGGAGCAAGCCUGGGCUUUGUGCUACCAGUUGUCCGUACUGCUGUCCGACGGCGGAGUCUACGGCCCCCGGAAGGCGCUCCGGCUCCGGGACACAGACGGGAUCCUGCUGACCGGCGACGGCAGCGUCCGCCUCAAACUGAACGAUGCGGAGGAGUAUUUUACCUUGGAGACUGAAGAUCAGGUUGUGGAUUACCUUGGACGACUGAUCUACUCCUGUCUGGACUGGGGUCUGGGCAACAAUGUGGAACGUGAGCUGAAUGCGAGUCUGGAAGGUCUGGUCUGCCAGAUGACUAAGGUCACCCUCGGCCAAAACAUGGAGGACUCCUUUCAGCCUGUGCGCACCCUCGCUGAGGUCAUCCAGAUCUGUAAAGACCGUCUGUACGACCCGGACCAGGCUGCGCACCAUUACAGGAAAGUGUGCUGCACCCUCUUCUCGGAGACUGUGGAGUUGUGCCGGUACCUCUACACCAUGCAGUGUGCCAGAGAAACUCUACAAAAGUUGGUCAUAGAACCAGAAACAAGAAGUGUGUCAAACUGGGUGUUUGCAUGGAAAACCCUGGUGGAUGAGCUGAGCAGGGGGGUGAAACUGAGGCACGUACAGGAGCGCCUGAAUAUGAGUGCCCCCUUGCCUGUGGAGCACUCCCCAUUCCAGCAGCUCUUGGAAGACAUCCAACACCGGAGAUUCAAGCUCCGCAAAGUCCAGACUGUCGAUAACAGACGCAAGUGGACGGAUCCACAUGGCUCUCUUCUGGAAUUUGUCCGUUCGAGGCCCAAACUCAAGCCUGCCUCUGAUCGAAAGUUGAACACCCGGCCCAAAGAGGAAGCUAGCUUACACGAGCUACUGAUGAAGGAAAUUCAGUCGGUGGACCAACAGAAACUGUUAUCCUCACAUAAAAGGAGGUUAGCAUGUAAAGACAACCCUGGCUCUCCCACAAGAUGCCAGAAGUCUGUGUUUGCAGAUUCCUCCUCUGAAGAUGCCUCCUUUCUACUCAAUCCCAUUUUGGUGCCUGAUCUUCUGGAAGACAACUGUGAGGAAGAUCUGCAUGAUGAGAAAUUGUUUCGGAAGAACAACAUAACAGUACUGGAACAGGAGUUGUUCUUCCCCGUGCUGUCGUCUUCGCCUAUGGACCCCCAUCACGGCUGCUCCAGGACGAAGCAGAGGUCCCGUUCCCUCACCAGCAACUUGAAACUGCAGCCUGUCCCUGGAAAGGUAGCUGUGCCUUUAACUAUUGCUGAGGUCAUCAAAGUGCGCCAAAUGGAGACAAGGGCCCAGAAAGCCGCAUCCCGCGACAGAUACAAGAACUGGAGGGUGUGUCACUGUUGCUCGAAGAGGAGUGUAUAUUUCACCUGGCAUAACAUGUGCUCCCUUUGCAACAAUGUUGUAUGCCCAGAAUGCUGUGUUGAGAUGCGGAUUCCCUUUAAGUGGUGCAUAAAUCUCCCAAUGAGCUUUUUCAAGAAGAUCGUGCUGAACAAGGACCAAGGCAAGAGCCAGUUCUGGAGGGAACGUUGGUCCUGGGACUGCUCCAGGGUUCCCCUGGUUCUGCAAUCUCAAGUGACGGCUUCUUGUCCUCCAACCAGCCUGGCCAUGAGAGACUGGCACAGCCAGGAUGUCUGCACAUCUUGCAAAGGCUACUUGGUGGAUGCUUGUGACACCGUGUUCAGGCUAUGUGCCAAGACCGGUGCCCAAGAGUGCUGAUACCGCCACCGUACCCCCCCACCACCCCCCGCCCGAUUGACCAGUUUGGUCGUUCCAGUUUCUUUUAUUGCCCUACCCUCACGCACCCCCUGCACCCUUUAAUGAACCACCAUCUUGUUUCAACACAAGUGGAUCAGUUUCGUUGUCUUAUUUCACUUUCAUUUCUGUAAAUAAUUAAAUGCCCCAUUCAUUUGGCACUUCCCAAUCAACAUUAACCCUUAUUCUACCCCCCCCACACUAGGUUUGCGCGUUUUAAAGCCUUAAGUGAUUUUAAGAUUGCUCGUUUUGUUUUGUGUUUUUCCCCAUUUUCAAAAAUGGAAUAAAUAUCUAUUGAAAGUUGAA
Messenger RNA from Brienomyrus brachyistius, 2434 nucleotides. RefSeq lists its product as uncharacterized. Gene Ontology annotation, cellular component: cytoplasmic vesicle membrane; cell cortex. Bases 257 to 2092 code for a protein of 611 amino acids. The transcript is spliced from 16 exons. The record is from RefSeq and is a predicted model, not a curated record. NCBI's taxonomy places the organism in Eukaryota, Metazoa, Chordata, Actinopteri, Osteoglossiformes, Mormyridae. Gene Ontology annotation, biological process: actin filament polymerization; Golgi vesicle transport; cleavage furrow formation. Gene Ontology annotation, molecular function: actin binding.